Messenger RNA from Chaetura pelagica (chimney swift), 1386 nucleotides. It is a transcript of the gene MOK, whose product is annotated as MOK protein kinase. Gene Ontology annotation, molecular function: protein serine/threonine kinase activity; ATP binding. Gene Ontology annotation, biological process: intracellular signal transduction; protein phosphorylation. Gene Ontology annotation, cellular component: nucleus; cytoplasm. Lineage: Eukaryota; Metazoa; Chordata; Aves; Apodiformes; Apodidae. The transcript has 12 exons. The record is from RefSeq and is a predicted model, not a curated record. Bases 1 to 1386 code for a protein of 461 amino acids.
AUGUACAACUAUAAACCAGUUUGUAAGAUAGGAGAGGGAACAUUUGCUGAUGUUCUGAAGACACUGAGUCUUAGGGAUGCAAAGUACUAUGCAUGUAAACGCAUGAAGCAACCAUUUCAAAGUAUGAAACAAGUGAAUGAUCUGAGAGAAGUAAAAGCACUAAGAAGGCUGAAUCCUCAUCCUCAUAUCAUUACGUUGCAUGAAGUUAUUUUUGAUAAAAAAGAUGGCACCCUUUCACUGAUCUGUGAACUUAUGGACCUGAGUAUUUAUGAACUGAUAAAAGGAAGGAGAAAGCCAUUACCUGAAAAAAAACUUAUGAACUACAUGUACCAGUUAUGCAAAUCUCUUGAUUACAUACAUAGAAAUGGGAUAUUUCACAGGGAUGUGAAGCCAGAAAACAUAUUAAUAAAGAAGAACACCCUGAAGUUGGGAGACUUUGGAUCUUGUACAAAUAUCUAUUCUAAGCAGCCCCAUACAGACUAUGUCUGCACACGCUGGUACCAAGCACCUGAAUGUUUGCUUACAAAUGGCUACUACAGUUACAAAAUGGAUGUUUGGAGUGCUGGCUGUGUUUUCUAUGAAAUGGCAAGUUUUCAGCCUCUCUUUCCUGGAUAUAAUGAGCUGGACCAGAUUUCCAAAAUCCAUGACAUUUUAGGCACUCCUGCUAGCAAAACUCUCCUCAAGUUCAAGCAGCCAAGAAUUGCCAGUUUUGAUUUCCCCAUUAAGAAAGGAAAAGGAAUACCUCCUCAUGUGCACAAUUUGUCUGCCAAAGGCUUCUCUCUCCUGUAUGCAAUGCUAAAAUAUGACCCUGAUGAGAGAAUUGCUGCCCAUCAAGCAUUACAGCACUCUUAUUUUCAAGAACUCUGGGGAGCUGAUACACAACCUUUGGCCUUGCACAAAAAAAUAAGAUUACUUGGAAAUAAAUCAGGGUCGGUACCUCUGCAUUUGUUGCAAGUUUCAAAGGGAAGUCAAAGACAGCAUUAUGUUGGGCGAGUCCAGGAAAAAACAAAACAACAUGGAGCUUCUGGUACAGAAUUACCAAAAAUCAGUAAUUCUGGACUAGCCUCACUGCCUUCCUGCUCUACUCCUACAUUACAUUCUGUUUUCCAGCCACCUAAGGAAAAUGGUGAAGCCUCCGUGUUGCGGUCCCUUAGAUUUUUUGGAUCAAACAUCAAGUCUGAGAAACAGAAGGAACUUAAGUCUUCCCUGAACCAUUUCCACUUACCUGCUAUAGAACCAAGAGGAGGAGGUUACCAACCACCUUGUAAAGCACCGGAGUGUGAGAAAACACAUGGCCAUGCAGGGAGAGACCGACUUGUGCUGCCCUUGCCAGAGAUCUCCCCAGCUCAGCAGCACCUUGUUCUGUGUUUCUCUGACAAUCUGUAG